Molecule: messenger RNA, 1554 nt
Organism: Penicillium verhagenii
Lineage: Eukaryota; Fungi; Ascomycota; Eurotiomycetes; Eurotiales; Aspergillaceae
Product: MFS transporter
Exons: 3
Coding region: 1-1554 (517 amino acids)
Biological process (GO): transmembrane transport; spermine transport; spermidine transport
Molecular function (GO): spermidine transmembrane transporter activity; spermine transmembrane transporter activity
Source: RefSeq, a predicted model, not a curated record
AUGUCGGACACUACAGUCACAAAAGAGGUCGAUCCUGGCUCUGGCGAUUUCUCGACCGGUACGGAAACCCCUGAUCUUGAAGGACGAUUGAACGAGCACAAAGAUGCCUUCAUAGAUCAGCCUACAUGGGACUGGGAAGAUGAUCCCGAAAACCCAUAUAACUGGCCAACAAAUAUGAAGUUUCGACAAGCCCUAAUGAUCUCAUGUGCGGCAUUCACAACCUCCCUUGGGACAUCAAUCUUGACACCAGCACACACAGCGUUCAUGGAGGAGUUUAAUGUCGGCAGUACGGUUGCCAUCCUGCCCCUAUCGCUUUAUGUAUUUGCCUUGGCUCUGGGACCAGUGGUAGGAGGCCCUCUAUCAGAAACCAUCGGCCGAUAUCCCGUGUACAUCGGUGCCGUAGUCUUCGGCAGCCUGUUCACUAUUGGUAUCGGGUUCAGCAACACGAUAGCGUCCGUCUGUAUACUGCGAUUCCUCGCGGGAUUUUGCUUUGCGCCAGUAUUGGCAAUCGCUGCGGGGACAAUCAAUGAAACGUGGAGACCUGCCAAGCGAGCGAUUCCUUCGAUAAUAUUCAUUUUGACACCAUUUUUGGGCCCUGGUAUAGCACCAGUUAUUGGUAGCUUCAUUGUUGCCCGAAAGGGUUGGCGUUGGACACAAUGGACGCUUUUAUUUUUCGCGAUAUUCACCAUGUUCACACUCCUCACUGCCCAGGAGACUUUUCAUCCAAUUAUCAAGCGUCGUCGUGCUAAGAAACUCGGGUUGCCAGUACCGCCAUCACAGCCGCUGUCUUCAAGAAUUCACCUUUUCAUGACGAUAGCGCUCAUUCGACCGGUGCAGAUGCUUUUCACCGAGCCUAUCGUAGCUUUCAUCUGCCUAUAUGUGGCUUGUGAAUUUGCCACACUUUUCUCGUUCUUUGCGGCGGUCCCGCUCGUAUUUGAAAGCGUAUAUAGAUUCGACCUCGAAAAAUCAGGCUUGAUAUUCCUAUCCAUAGUUGUUGGAUGUUUGCUCGGUGCUUUCACAGUGUUGCUAUGCGAUAUAUUCUUCUACCGUCCAAAGUCGGCAAAGCACCCACCAAACCAAGCGCCUCCGGAGUUGCGCCUAUACCCAGCCAUGAUUGGGAGCUUUGGGUUGCCCAUUGGUCUGUUCUGGUUUGGCUGGACAUCCAGGGUCGAUAUUUCGUGGGCCAGCCCAGCCGUGGCGGUUAUGGUCUUCGCAUGGGGCAACUUGUGUGUCUUCAUUGGCACAACACAGUAUCUCGUUGACACGUAUCGCGGUAUCACGAUAGCCAGCGCGAUGAGUGCAAACAGUUUGGCUAGAUAUGGACUUGCAGGAGUAUUCCCACUGUUCACAAUUCAAAGUACGUACGCGUUUGAAAACGACGAGACCAGACGACUGAUUGCCCCACUAGUGUUCACAAAACUCGACAUUGCGUGGGCCUCGAGCUUGCUUGGGUUUAUCGCGAUUGCGCUUUUGCCCGUGCCUUGGAUAUUCUUCAUGGGCGGGAAGAAGCUAAGGGACCUGAGUAAGUUUGAGGGGCGUGAGGGUUUGGAAUAG